Hydractinia symbiolongicarpus is the source of this 2342-nucleotide messenger RNA. RefSeq lists its product as uncharacterized. The record is from RefSeq and is a predicted model, not a curated record. NCBI's taxonomy places the organism in Eukaryota, Metazoa, Cnidaria, Hydrozoa, Anthoathecata, Hydractiniidae. The transcript is spliced from 3 exons. Bases 1724 to 2335 code for a protein of 203 amino acids.
AAAAACCUAACUAAUUAAUUCUUCUUCUGUGCAUAUGUCAGGCUGAAUAUGGUUUUCUGAAACAAGUCAUAUGCGAUAAAUCAACCUCAACCCCAGAGCCUGUACUGUCUUUGAAGAUAGAAUGCCACCCUUAUAAGAGGGCUAUUUUCUAUCUUUUAAGAAGGGUAUAAAAAAGACACGAGAGCCCUGGGAGCGAAGCUGACGGACUAUAAUAAAUGCAAUGAAGCCCUUGUUAUAUUACCUAAACUGAUUUGUUGGAUACUGAUCGUGAACAAAGGUUUUUUUUUGCAAAUUAUUUUAGCAAGGAAAGAAAGAAAGAAAUUUAUAUAAAAUAUGUAAAACCAAGCUUAGAAUUUAAAUGUUAAGAUUUAACUCAAUAUCAAAGAUGCAGAAAUUAUUUAAAUACAAAAAUUCUCAAUUGUAAGCCAAACUUCUUGUCCACAGAAUUUUUUGUCUGAUGUCUAAGUCUAGCGCUUACUUGACUCUUCCGUCGUCAUCCUCAAUGAACAUCUUGGGACUUCUGCUUCGCUUUCACGGAAGUGAAAAAGAAGUCCUGAAGACGAGAUUGCAUAGCAAAUUACUUUUGAGUUCCAAGGAUACUUUCCAUAAGCUUAAAAUACCUAUCAGAGUCGUUGCCCAAAAAGUAAAGAAGUGUGCACUUUCAGUAACCAAUCAAAAAGGUAAAAAAACCUGGGUGUAUUUCCUGAAGUGUAUUUCUUAUCACUGUGGUCACUCCGUUUUGCUCCAUUUAAAAAUGGAAUUAUCAUUAUCUCGUUUCCUUAACUUUAUCACUUUCUCGCAGGUUUGUAAUAUUUUAGCUAUCAUAUAAUGAUAGCUAAAAUACAUGCCGUUUUACAGCUAGCUUAUAAUUAAUUAAGGCCGAAUUUUAACAGCAUUUUUUUUAAUUCAAAUCUGAUGCAUCACAUAUAGUUCUCCGUCAGUUUUUGCUAAUUUAGUAGAAACUUCUUUGCGAAAAUUUGAGGAUGAAAAGUCUGCCUCCCCCAUGAACUGAAAGUAAAACAGAAAACAUGGUAAGCUGCAAAUCUGACAUAUCAAUAGUUAAGUAGAAAAAGUUUAGAUAAGAAUAUUCUCUACCCUCAAACUCCCUUUCUCUUUUUUUUUUGUCCUGUUCUAAUCAAAUAACAAAGAUUUAUAAAAUCGGCCUUAACUUUUGCUGAUUGUCCUUUUCCUGUAUUCAUAGUGAGUUGUGCAUUGGCCGCAUAACGUCAACGACUUACGCCAGGUGAAACAGGGUCUAAUUAAUUAUAAAGGAAACUAACUCUUAAAAAACAUUAGCAUAGCAAAACAGAGAUAUGAGAACAUAAACAUUACGCAUCAAGUUAUUAAAAACGAGAUUGGUUUGCCUAUAAAAAAAAUUUCGCAUUUGUUGUUGUUGUUGUUGUUGAUUAUUGUACAUUUACGCAAGCGUGGUACUCUUUUUUAAAAACGAAAUUUUCCAUUAGUCGAUUUUGUUUUUAUUCGAAUUUGACCAAUUUAGUUAUGUUUAUUUGUCACGGAUGUGGUUGAUAAAAAGUUUUCUAUUAUUUUUAUUCAGAGCAAACUAGGCUUUCCAUAGCGACUUAUUUAUUCACAGAAAAUGAAUUAUUGAUCAAUCAGAACGAGAAUUCGAUGUUUGAAAAAUUUUCAUCAAAACAAUUUGUCUCCACUUGCUCUCCCGCCACGAAGAAGGAAAGCGUAAAGGUGAAAAACCGUGUCCCUUGAGAUGGUUCUGAGACACUCAGAUGGAAUGUUACUCCAGGAAUUAUAUGUCCUUCGCAAACAAAAUACUUUGAAAAACGAACAGUUAAAAAACAGCGAUUUUAAUCUCCGAAGUAUCAAAAGAAAAGUUGAAGUGGAGGAACUGAAACUCAAAGUUCACAUGGCGAAAUUGAUUGGAGAGAAUCGAAGGCAGCAUUUUGAAAUUUUAGAGAUGAAGAGCAUGCUUCAAAACAAUAAACAACAUUACCAUUCAAGUAAUGGCUACAUUCACACGGAACCACAACCCUUUGUCAAAAGUCACGACCAUCAAUGCAAGAGUAACAAUGCUGACGUCAGUGUUUCCACAACUAAUUUAGAUAACGAGUCACCUUUCUCGAUUAUUACAAAAAUGACUCGAUCACCUAUAAAAUGCUCUCAUGACGCAAGCACAAGCGCCCAUAACAUAUUUUCGCUAAAUUACGCAUCAUAUGUCCAGUUACUACACAGAUUUUCUUCACGAGACGCUAUCUUGGACACAAGACCGAAAAGGUUACUGUGUGAGCCACUUGCAGAUGUUACACUAUCCUUAUCGAAAACUAUCAACAGAAAAUCUGAAAAUAAAGGAUUUGUUACUUGACCAAAAA